AUGGAACAGAUUCAGGAACAAAUGGCUCAGAUGAGAGCUCAAUUGACAGAGCAGAUGAAUGCGCAGAUGGCGCAAUUUAUGGAAGCAUUGACUAAUGUGACCAAGGGGCAGGAUGACUUGCGAGUUCUCGUCGAGAAUUCCAGAAGGGUUGAUAAUGGAGGACAUUCGAGGUUGUUUGACGAUGUGUCUGGCAGGAUUGACGAUCACCAUGAUCCGAAUGAGUUUGAUCGCUUGGGAGGGCACUAUAAUCCUUUCAAUCAGAAUCAUGGGUUUCCACCUCCACCUCCGUCUCGUCUGUUGGGAAGGAGAGACAAUCAUAACCGUGAUAAUUUGGAUUUCAAUGUUGAAAACUUUGAUCAGGUAUCGAGGCAUAGUGCUGAUGGUGCACCUGAGGAAGCCGAGAGGUAUCGUCUGAUUGAAGAACGUCUCAGAGCUGUUGAAGGCAAAGGGGAUAGCUUGGCUGGGGCUUCCUUGGAGUGGUAUGUUCAACUUGAGCGCACUCAUAUUCAUUCUUGGAGAGAUCUUGUGGAGGCUUUCAUUAAGCACUAUCAGUACAACGUUGACAUGGCGCCUAAUCGAACUCAGUUGCAGAGUUUGGUUCAAGGAUCUAAAGAAUCUUUCAAAGAGUACGCUCAGAAAUGGCGUGAGUUAGCCGCAAGAGUUCAGCCACCCAUGACUGAGCGUGAGAUGAUUGAUAUGUUCACAAGUACUCUAUCUGGACACUAUUACUUGGCCUGUAGUGCUUCAGCCAACUUUUCUGAAAUGGUGAGAUAUGGCGAGCGUGUUGAGAUGGGUUUAAAGAUGGGAAAAAUUCAGUUGGGAGCUUCUUCUAAUUCUGCUAGUGGUAAGAAGCAAGCUGAAGGUUAUGCCAGAAGGAAAGAAGGAAAUGCGGAUGCCAUAUAUGGAAGAAGGGGUCCAGGGAGAAGCAAUUCACAGGUUAAUGCUGUCAUGAUUCCAGUACCGCAACAACAACAUCAGCAGGGACAGCGUUCCAAUAAUGAUCGUUAUCCUCCCAGGACCAGGCCUCACAGAAAGAUUGAUCCAAUUCCUAUGACUUAUGCUCAAGUACUGCAACAUUUGCUCAAUAUUGAGAAGAUUACUUUGAGAGAUGCUCCGAAUGCUCCGGACACACAAUCUCCGAAUUAUAAUGCAAAUGCACGAUGUGCUUUCCAUUCAGGUGCCGCUGGUCAUGAUACGGAGAAGUGUAUUGCAUUGAAGAACAAAGUCCAGGACUUGUUGGAUCAAAAGAUAAUUCAGUUCACUCCUACACCCAAUAUUGCCAAUAAUCCGAUGCCUGCUCACGGAGGUUCGGGUGUGAAUGCCAUUGAGAGUGAAGAGAUAAGUGUUAUAUCUGACGUGGGUUGUUUGACCUUCCCUCUCGUGUCUGUGAAGCAACAUCUGAUUAAUAGUGGUAUCUCCCCGGGCUGUGGUAUUGAUUGUGAGAAGUGUAAAAGUCAACCCGAAGGUUGUGAUGACUUGAAAGGUAUGGUACAAAAGCUGAUUGAUGAGGGUCCUCUUCAGUUCUAUCGAAGGUUGAGAAAUGCGAAGGGCAACGACGGUGAAGUGUUUGUGAUCUCAAUUCCUUAUGAGCCUGUUGUUCCGAUAAGUAUCCAAGUGCCUAUUCAGAUGUAUAUUACUAUGGCACGAAGGAAAAAAAACGAGCCAUCUAAAGAGAAGCUUGUUGAGGCCUCAGUUGCAAACACUGAUAAUUUCGCCGGUACUGGUAGAAUUACUCGCAGUGGUAGGGUGUUCUCUCCUCAGCUUGUUCAAAGUAAUGCUGAUGCUCUGGCUAAGGCAAAAGGGAAGCAAGUAGUGACUGAUGUCCAGAAGUCUCCAACUCAGAAUGGGGCACCUGAUAGUGCUGUGUCUUCCAAGGAUGUGGAGGAACUGUUGAGAAUUAUCAGGAAGUCUGAUUACAAGGUUGUUGAGCAGUUGGAGGCGGUAGCCAAUAACAUCUCCGCUGGGAAUGGUUUGGGAUUUACAGAUUGUGAUCUUCCUCCUGAGGGGAGAAACCACAACAAGGCGUUGCAUAUUUCAAUGGAGUGUAAGGGGACGACUUUGUCUCGUGUGUUGGUUGAUACUGGUUCUUCCUUGAAUGUGCUUCCCAAAUCGGCCCUUAUGAGAAUUGACUAUGCUGGUGUUGAGUUGAGGCCCAAAUUACGCUAUUUGCGUUCGAAUCCAUGGCUCCUUGGUGAUUAUGUGUGCAAUAUUGUUAACAUUCAUGCAUGUGUCUUGCGAUACACUCCAAGUGUUCGUUUAAAUGCUUGUGUAGAAUUUUUGCUUGAUAAUGGCCUAGUUUAA
Molecule: messenger RNA, 2301 nt
Organism: Vicia villosa (hairy vetch)
Lineage: Eukaryota; Viridiplantae; Streptophyta; Magnoliopsida; Fabales; Fabaceae
Exons: 5
Coding region: 1-2301 (766 amino acids)
Biological process (GO): proteolysis
Molecular function (GO): aspartic-type endopeptidase activity
Source: RefSeq, a predicted model, not a curated record